Cyprinodon tularosa is the source of this 1956-nucleotide messenger RNA. It is a transcript of the gene opn3, whose product is annotated as opsin 3. NCBI's taxonomy places the organism in Eukaryota, Metazoa, Chordata, Actinopteri, Cyprinodontiformes, Cyprinodontidae. The transcript is spliced from 4 exons. Bases 4 to 1251 code for a protein of 415 amino acids. Gene Ontology annotation, cellular component: membrane; photoreceptor outer segment. Gene Ontology annotation, molecular function: G protein-coupled receptor activity. Gene Ontology annotation, biological process: G protein-coupled receptor signaling pathway; visual perception. The record is from RefSeq and is a predicted model, not a curated record.
CUCAUGAAAGGAGCGCUCAGUCUCUCCUGCUCCGAGUCGCGUGCGCCUCACGAUGCUGGAAACCAAGUUUUUGUCCCCGACAUGAAUCCGGCCAACGAAACCGAGAGAAGCGCGGACAAUUACAUAUUUGCAGCCGGAACCUACAAACUUCUGGCGUUCACCAUCGGGACCAUUGGAGUCUUCGGCUUCUGCAACAACGUCGUUGUUAUUUUACUCUACUGUAAAUACAAAAGGCUCCGCACGCCCACCAAUUUACUGCUGGUCAACAUAAGCUUUAGUGAUUUUCUGGUUUCCAUCACCGGGAUAAACUUUACAUUCGCCUCGUGCAUUAAAGGCAGGUGGAUAUGGAGCCAGGAUACAUGCGUCUGGGACGGCUUCAGCAACAGCCUGUUUGGCAUCGUCUCCAUCAUGACUCUGGCGGCUCUGGCCUAUGAACGCUACAUCAGGGUGGUCCAUGCCCAGGUGGUGGACUUUCCCUGGGAAUGGCGAGCCAUCGCUCACAUCUGGCUUUACUCGUUGGCCUGGACUGGAGCUCCACUGCUUGGCUGGAACCGCUACACUUUAGAGAUCCACCAGCUGGGCUGUUCCCUGGACUGGGCCUCCAAAAACCCAAAUGAUGCCUCCUUCAUCCUCUUCUUCCUCCUCGCAUGUUUCUUCGUGCCUGUUGGUAUCAUGAUCUACUGCUAUGGUAACAUCCUCUACACAGUGAGAAUGCUGCGUUCUCUCCAAGACCUCCAGACGGUUCAGAUCAUCAAAAUCCUGCGUUAUGAGAAGAAGGUUGCAGCCAUGUUUCUCCUGAUGAUAUCUUGCUUCUUGGUGUGUUGGACGCCGUACGCCGUGGUGUCCAUGAUGGAGGCCUUUGGCAAGAAGACCAUGGUUUCCCCUACGGUGGCCAUCAUCCCCUCAUUCUUCGCCAAAUCCAGCACAGCCUACAACCCGCUAAUCUACGUGUUCAUGAGCAGGAAGUUCCGGCGCUACUUCCUGCAGCUGUUCUGCUCACGCCUCUUCCACAACAUCUCCUGGCUACAGCAAAACCUCAAGGAGCGCCCCCUGGCGCCCACUGAGCGCCCCAUCCGACCCAUCGUCGUAUCCAGCAAGUGCGACACCAGAGACCGACCCAAGAAGAGGGUCACCUUCAACUCCUCCUCCAUCGUCUUCAUCAUCACCAGUGACAACUUCCAGCAAUUUGACGUUACCUCCAAGGCUGGAGAUUCCUCGCGGGCUAAUGUCAUCCAAGUGAGGCCGUUGUGAUCCGCAAGAACUUUACCUCUUACUCAUGCCUCUCACUAUGCCUUAUGACCAAACAUGCAGUUCCAAGCCAAACUUAUUCUGUCUGACCUCCUCUGCUGUUUCUGUGUCUAAAAACAGUUUCAGACUUUUUACAACUCACUGUAAAUACCCAACUAUCCACGCAGGACCUCAUCAACACCUAAACGAUGCACAAAAGCUUCUCAUCUUCAUUUAACAUCAGCUGUGGUGAUAUUAAGUAAGUAAUUGCAUAGAUAAUUAACUAGUUUUAUGUCAUACAGUAGAUGUGACACUGUGUUGAGUAUUUAGAGGGUUGCUAUGGAGCUAUGUUUGGGUCAACUUGUAAUUUAUACCAAUAAAUUUGGGUUGGUACCCAACUGCUGUUUAUAAAGAUUAUAGAAAAGACAAAGCCUUAGUUUCUUAACCAUAAAGACAUCACUGCAUAUUUAUUCAUGAAAGAGACCCUAUUUUAAGCUACUUUGUUUGUGUACCUCUUCUAAUCCCAUGUGACGAGAGCGGACACUGUGAAAAGACAUUUGGUGGAAAUAUGUGUCUGAGGAGUACAGGAGUGUAAUUAGGUAAAAGGAUAUGAGAUCAGGGUGGGACGUGUUCUCAAGCGGGACGGCGUGCACAUAACCUCCUGGGUGUCAGCUAUGAAUAGGCAUAAUGAAUGGAUGUCCAUGUCUAAUAAAAUCUCUUUUCACUGUG